Molecule: messenger RNA, 1431 nt
Organism: Gossypium arboreum
Lineage: Eukaryota; Viridiplantae; Streptophyta; Magnoliopsida; Malvales; Malvaceae
Exons: 1
Coding region: 458-1237 (259 amino acids)
Molecular function (GO): zinc ion binding
Source: RefSeq, a predicted model, not a curated record
AAGGUCAACGGUUUCGUGAUUGACAAUGCAGCCAUGGAAAUGGAUCCCACAAGGCAAGAGACUUUGCUUUAAGAUUUUGUCUGAACUGAGUAGAUCUCUUACUCCUGUUUUGUCUGAUGGAUCAGGAACACAUUUUGCUGUCCUAUCCUGUUCUCUCUUUGGCGUCUUCGUAGUUCUUGGUUGAGGAAUGUUGUUAAGAAAUGUUCCAAUAUCGAAGUUCAACGGGAAAUCUUUAAGCGCCUAGGCAAAAUAGUUUAUGACACUUGGGACAGCGUAAAUACUUCCGUCGCAUUGGAAGAAAGCAUUCAGGAUUUUGUUGAUCAAACUGCCUUUGUAGAUUAUUUCAGAUCCUCUUGGAUGCCUAAGAUUGGUUAGUUCUCUCUCACUGUAGCUCAAUGCACAAAUAAUCAAGGUUUCAUGUCUAGUACUGAUGUUGUCUAUGUCUGCUUGACCAGAAAUGUGGCUUUUAACAUUGAAAAGUUUUCCACUUGCAAGCCAGGAGGCAUCUGGUGCCAUAGAAGCUUACCAUGUGAAGCUGAAAACAAAAUUGUUUGAUGAUUCACAUCUCGGUGCACUUCUAAGAGUUGACUGGUUAGUGCACAAGCUGACAACGGAGUUGCAUUCAACAUAUUGGCUCAAUCGUUAUGCAGAUGAAAGUAAUUCCUUCCAGAAUGUUAACGAAGAAUACAUUGCAUCUACGUCUUGGCACCGGGCACUGCAAAUUCCCGAUUCUGCUGUUACCUUGGAUGAUAAGUAUAACCUAUUUGCAAAGGUAGCAAGUCUGAAAGGCAGCAGCAUUACACACAUAGUAUGGAAUCCUGGAUCAGAAUUUGGCUUCUGUGACUGUGCAUGGUCAAUGCAAGGAAAUUUUUGCAAGCAUGUCAUUAAGGUCAAUAUGAUGUGUGACAAUGAUAAAGCCUGCGAACCUUCCAUGUCUUCUCGAUCGUUCAGAGAGAUACUGAUGGAUCUUUGGAAGAAACCAAUGGAUGAUUCGAUCAUAUUAGAUGAGUCGGCUGCCUGGAGCCACCAGAUGCUUGAUCAAAUCAAACAACUUGUUGAACUGAACAGCUCAAAUGAUAUUGGCAUUGUGGUUAACAAUAUGCCAUUGAAAUGGAUUUCUAAGAAGGGCAGGAAAUUUGUUGGUAUACCGGCAUCUUUUCCAGCUCUUCCAUCUACUUCCAAGAGCAAUCUGCAGGAGAAGAAUAGAAAAUGGAAAAGAUUAUCAAGAUUAAGAUGAUCAUCAAAAUUGUUUCUAUGAGCCAGCAUAUGCUGUGGGACCUCUAUUUGAAAACAUUGUCCAAUAAUAUCUUAAAUCUCAUUGCUUGAAGCAUUUGAGAAGCAACAUUGCAACCUACAAGGAGGGAUUUUACUGAACAAUAUGUUUCAACUUGCUACACCUGCAAAUAAAUUUGUUCCAGAGGAGAAUUCCCA